GCAGCGGCCGGAGAAAAGCCUCGGAGUGAAUGUGAGUCGUGUUUGGGGGUUUUGGGUGUUUAUGAGCAGAAACUGAGACGGAAACUGAUCCCAGACUCUUCAUUCACGGUCAGUGCUGAAAGAGCUAAAGGAGGAAAGAAGAGAGAAGAUCUCUGAGUUUGAUCACCUGAGUGGGUUCUGACACCUGUUGGAGGAGCAGCAACUCUGCGUGUUUGUGUGGAGGAGCUGAGGCCAGUCUGAUCCAGGUGUCCUCCUCGCCAUCUGUGAGUGAUGUUUGAAAAGCAGCCGUACGACAGCCCCCCCAUGUACACUCCUCCGUCCAAUGGCUUCGGACCCCCGGGUAGCUUCCAACCCCCACGGACCGAGAUGGAUGAGUACCCUCCCCCUCCCGGGUCCUACUUUGUGGGCGAGGAGAUUCCCCAGAACUUCUACAAAUGGUCCUCCCCGCCAGGCAUAGUGAAGAUCAUGGAAGGAGCUAUCGUGGUCUUGUGCUUGGGAAUUUUCGCCUGUGUUGCUUCCACACUGGUCUGGGAUUUGCAGUACGGUUAUGGUUACGGAACCGGGCUUGGGGUCGGUUACGGUACCGGCUAUGGUUCUGGAUAUGGAUAUGGAAGCUACGGCUAUGGAGGCCUUGGUUCUGGCUACUAUGGAAGUGGAUACUACAACUACCCGACACCGUACACCGCCAAGACCGCAAUGAUCGCGAUGGCAGCCAUCAACUUUAUCGUGGCGCUGGGCUUCUUCGUGGCUAGCUUCUCCAAAACGAGGGCCGUGAGAAGCAGGAAGUUCUACCUGGCCAUUCUAGUGUGCAGCAUUAUUCUAGCCGUGCUUCAGGGCAUCAUAAACAUCGUCUACAUCGUGGGAGUGAACCCCAUGGCUCAGAGCUCCUCCAGCAUGCUGUAUAACCCCAUGUUAAUGAUGUGCCAGAGUCUGUACGGGAACAGUGUGAGCGGAAUGGGAGCAGGAUUCCCGCUCUACAACCAGUACCUCUACCACUACUGCUACGUCGAUCCACAGGAGGCAGUGGCGAUGGUUUGUGGCUUUUUGGUUGUGAUUGCUCUGGCUGUGGCUGCGUUCUUCUCCUACAAGACGAGGAGUAAAAUCUGGCGCUACGGAAAACCCAACGUCUACUGGGACGAGCCUCUGACCGGGGGACCGGAGGGCAGAGACGUGGAGGACUGGGUCAAUAACGUUGACCAGGAUGGUCAGAGCACGCAUGAGCCAUCGGUGAUGUUUUCAGAGAAAGGAGCUCCACCCCUCAACAAGUCUCAGUCCCAGAGUGUCAGUUCCAUCCCCCCAAAGAGUCCAGGGGGCUUCAGCAGUGACCCCUACACACCCCCAGCUUAUUCUGACCGUUUGUUGGGUCGGUCAUACGAGCCGGAGUAUCCACCAGGUGGCGCUAGCUCCAGCCCCUCAGACCGAACAGACGGCGUGAGGAAACCCUCAGCAAACCGUGGUAAAAGACGCAGGAGGAACCCAGAACUGGACGAAUCUCAGUACGAGACUGAGUACACCACAGGCGGAGAGACAGGAAACGAACUGGACCAGGACUACUGGAUGAGCAUGUACCCCGAGAUCAGCUCCGAUGCGCAGCGGCAGGAGUACAAGCGGGAGUUCGACUCGGACCUGAGGAGAUACAAGCAGCUCUGCGCAGAGAUGGACGACAUUAAUGACGACUUAAACAAACUGAGCCGAGAGCUGGACACGCUGGACGAGGGGACGACCAAAUAUGAGGCCGUGGCAGAGGAAUUUAACCGACUGAAAGACCUGAAACGGAUGCCGGACUAUCAGGAGAAGAAGCUGCAGUGUCGCCGGCUGCGCCACAAGCUGUUCCACAUCAAGCGCAUGGUGAAGAGUUAUGACCGAGCCCAGUCUUAAAAAGCUCCUCUCUUUUCUCCACAACACUCCUGAAUCUGAAAGCGAGGACUGUAGGCCAAAAAGCCUGUUUGUGUGUCUGUUCUGUGUGAAUGUGAAGCUACCAGGACCAGGAGCGGCCCAGUCUGCUCUGUCUGUAGACUCGUCCAGCGCUAAUCUUUAACCGCAAUGAUGAUAAACCAGACGCCAUCUCACCGGUGAUCAGGGAGUUAUUCCACAUGCCAGGGACUGUUUCUAAACUUCCACUUUCAGCUAAAGUGUCACUUUGGCCUCUUUUCCACUGUAGAACCAAACAGUUCUGAGCUCGGAGGGUAACUGUUGUGGUGGUGGUUCCACACAAACCAAGCACAGCGACAUGGUUAAGUAACCAUGUUCUGGGCUGUAGAACCAUUUGGUGGGGUGGGAUGAUGUAAUGAUGAGCUAUUUGCUGAUUUGUCAGUAUUUUGCUGUCACAUAUUCGCCGAAAUCAAAUUAUUUCAUCACGAUUUUCAAUCCACCAUUCAGUAAAUGUCAGUCCAUCAAUCUGAAAACAGUUGCUAAAUGAUUAACAGCACUGCUAGCUAUGCAAAGUGCUGGUUAGCAUUAGCUUAGCUAGCAUGCUACCAGCUCUGCUCAUUCAAAUAACUCAAAUCUGAGGAACCAAAGUCAGGCGGCCUGUUCUGUGGUGUUUGGAGCCUCCUAGCUAGGCUAAUGCUAACCUCUCAUUUAGCCUAGUUAGCUUAUCUAGGAUCCAACAGAUCCAAACACCACAGCACCGGAGUCAAGUGGCAGGUGUUGAGUGACAGAAAACCGAACUUGUGCUGUGGUGUUUUGAGCUGUAGCCAGCUGAGCUACGCUAAUGCUAGCAUAAUGGGCCAAAGAUUCCACCCAAUGCAGUACAGGUGUGGUUCUAGCCAAAUGAUGUUCUAACAACACUCAUUCAGAAGAUGAAGACUCCAAGAGCACAGCAGACUUGCACUCCAGAGCAGAGUAACAGCCAGUCGAACAUGUUCUCUAGUGUUUACCCUCUUAACUUGCAAGGCCACUUUUGUGUGUAGUUUAUCUUCUGCACCAGCAUGGAACAGCGCAGUACAGCCCUGGGAACUGUUCGGCUCUACAGUGGAAAAGAGGCCUUCGUUUUCUGCCGUAAAGCCUCACUGAGUUGUGAUGUAGCUGCAGACGACUCACAACAAAGAGAAUAUCACCAACCGCUACUGUCGGCUCAUGAGCAAAUGAGAGGCCACAGAUAUUGAGAAAUCAUAGCAAUACUCAUUUAAAGUCUCUUAUGAGUGCGUUAUUUUAAGUGUGCUCCUUAAUGACAUCCUAACACUGGAACCCCACACGUAAUGACAGAUUCCACUGAUUUUCUAUUCCGUCAACCCUCCGGUUCCAGUCAUGUGGUUUUUCUGUUGUGGCUGCGAUGUUUGGGAUCUAGUUUCUGGUUUUGCUGCUGUACAUGAACGUAAGUCGAGGUGAAAGAUGGUUAAAUACACUCCUUCCUUCGGAAGAGAAAAAUGUGACCUCGACAAAGUCGAUAUAAUGGGCUGUGGUCCUCCUGAUCCCACUUAAGCUGGAUGAAAGAUACUAAAUUUUUGUUUUGCUGAUAUAUUUAUCUCAUACUCAGCCCCUCCCCAUAUGCUGAAGAGUCUCUCACAGCGUUUAAAAGCGCAAACGCCUACCAGCUCUUCGCGUCAGGAUGGGUAAAGGAUCCCAUGGUGCUGCAUAAAGAGGAGAUAAAUUCUGAUCAUAGGAGGCAAAUGACAUCAGCUCAUUAAUGCAGAUGUGAUCAAUGCUGGCCUUAAAGAACUUUAGCUGAUGUUAUCAGCCAAGAGAUGAGCUGCGGACCGCCGGGAUACCUUUAUUCUCUGUUUCUGAUUUAAAUGACGUUUGAAUGGAGAAACAUAAAUGUUAAAUAUCAGACUGAAUGUCGUGGGACAGAAAACGACGCCGUGUUUCAACAGAUGCGGUUCUGUAAGGUUCCUGGUGCAGUUAGUUCAGAGUUCAGCUCCAGUCUUGAAACGCCUGCCGUGCAUAAUUGUGGUCUCCUGGUUAAAAUUCCUGAUAUUAUCAGCUGAUUAAUCCCUUCUGGAGCUGAACGAGGUGUGAACAUGAGAAACACUGAACUAUACAGUGCAGCGGCUCCAAACCUGGAGUGAAAACACUGAAUUAAAGGCCUGUGAGUCUCUCGUCUCUCAGCUUCUGUCGCAUCUCACAGGUCAAUCGUUCACAAAAUACAGCCGAUUGAAGGCGUCGCAGCCACUGUACAGUGUGCUGUCACACAAAACGCGAGAAUAACCCCCCAAACUACAAAAUAAACUCACACAUAUUAAAAAAUUUCACCAUACAUCAAACAACAAGCCUGCUGUUAGCGCACGGUUUAGGGGCAUGUUAGCACAGCUGAAAAGUCCUCAGUAACACUCCUGUUAUGCCGGUAUGUCACUGUUGUUGGAAGAAAAUCUUGUUUUCCAGUUUUUGACAUAAUUUGAAAAUACCUGGUGUUUGUUAUAUUCUAAUAUGUAAAUUUCAUGAUGAAUGGACCAAAAGAAAUGGCCCAAAAUGA
Messenger RNA from Pygocentrus nattereri (red-bellied piranha), 4414 nucleotides. RefSeq names its product occludin. Gene Ontology annotation, biological process: bicellular tight junction assembly; positive regulation of transcription elongation by RNA polymerase II; snRNA transcription by RNA polymerase II. The record is from RefSeq and is a predicted model, not a curated record. The transcript has 8 exons. Gene Ontology annotation, molecular function: cis-regulatory region sequence-specific DNA binding. Lineage: Eukaryota; Metazoa; Chordata; Actinopteri; Characiformes; Serrasalmidae. Bases 271 to 1878 code for a protein of 535 amino acids. Gene Ontology annotation, cellular component: transcription elongation factor complex; membrane; bicellular tight junction.